Molecule: messenger RNA, 968 nt
Organism: Stomoxys calcitrans (stable fly)
Lineage: Eukaryota; Metazoa; Arthropoda; Insecta; Diptera; Muscidae
Exons: 1
Coding region: 97-876 (259 amino acids)
Source: RefSeq, a predicted model, not a curated record
UUGAAAUUUUCAACUUCAACAUCGGCAAGGAACUUUCAAACUUUUUUAUACGAUAGAAAAAAUACAAAAAAAUUUUCAGUAAUUUUUUUUAUCACAAUGUUAGUGUCAACUUAUCAGCACGAUUAUAUACGGCCCAAUAAUAAACGCUAUGAAUUCGAUAAAGAUGAAACGCUUAAUGAAAAUGCAAACAAGGAAUGCCAAUGUAUAGAAGAAAAAUCUGAUCUGAACAAGCAUCAAGAGGCAGUGGAGUGGACUGGUAUUGCACCAAUGGGUCGUCUUAUCGAUCCAAGAAUCAUACCCACGCGACUGGCUCCACAUCAAAUUGAAGCAAUGUCACCUAACGAUCAAGGCGAUUGUUUCAAACAACAGCCAAAUCGAUUUUUAAAGACAAUACGUAAUGCAUAUCCCGAUUUAUACGAACGCCUUAAAGCAAUGCCUAAGGAUGAGCUUAAUAGGCGUCUCCAAAAUGAUCGCAUGUUCACCACAUACCAAAUCGACUUCUGUAAUGUUAACGAAUAUCCCGAAGGCAUCUACGAAUCCCUCAAAGAUGAGCACGAAACAAACAAACAGAACGCCAACAAACUUUCAAAAAUACAGGGGCCUUGUGCAGAAUUUAGAGAUAAUGUCAUGCAAGAAAUGGAUAAAGAAACUGGAGAUGGAAGAGAUAUUAAAAGCGAUAAUCCUUGCGCCAAGACCUAUAGACCAUUCAACAUUGCUUUUGCCGAUUCAAAGCGUUUCAUUAAUUCUGGCAGUAAUUCUCACUGGCAAAGUAGUGGCGCAUUCACUAAAAAGGUAAACUUUAGCGAGUAUAUGGAUGCAAUCAGCAAAACAGGCCGUGUGAUCAUGAGAAAAAAACUUCACCAUAAGCGGCAGUAACAUCAUAACAAUGUUUUUUUUUUAAUUCCUGACCGAGUUAAAUUUGUAACCAAAUAAAAAUUUGUGUAUAAUAAAAUUUAGAGUAAAUCUUU